CUCCAGCUGACACAUCUUCAGAGUAAAGCGAGACCACGUUUUGUCACCUGAUUGCAGCAACAUCAGAUAACGCUGUUUGUACUUCCGCUGCGUUCAGAAGACAGGAAGCAGGCUGGCUGAAUAAAGAGCAUGCUGCUCGCCGUCACACUGCAUGAAUAAGAUCGAUUGCUUCAUGUGUGUAAAACUAUCAGGCCACCAGCGUUCGCUGCCAGAACCAUGAACAAAAAACUCAGUUUUAAAUGGUUUGGGAGCCUCACUAAUCUGUCUUCACGACGGUCGUCGGGGAAGUCAAAAAAGAAAACAGCCCCAGAGUUUCAUGGGAGCCACUGUGGAGCCCCAGCAGCAACAGUUGGAGACCAGUCAGUAGACGACAUGGAGCCCUGCCUCCACAGCCCCAACUACGCCCGCUCCAGCGACAUGUACACACAUGUGGGCACGGUGCCCCGCACUGAGAAGCAGAAAAAGAGCUGCAAGGGGAAGAAGAACACAGAGGAAGAGGAGAAGAAGGAGGAGGGGAAUAAGUGGAAGGCGGGGGAGCGUGUCCGAGACUCUCCUCUGCUCUCUGCCCUGUCCAGCCUCAGUUCGACCAACAUGGAGCAGCUUCAGCCAGUUUUGGCCUGUCCGCUGCCCGCCACAGUGACCCCUAGCCGAGCCUCACCUUUGACCCCAGCACCUGAAGCCUGCCUCAAAGAUCUGUCAGACAACCCUGUAACCAUUCGCAAGGCCCCGGAGAUCAAUCCUGCUUUGGAAACUGGCAGGAAGCCUUCAAACGUGGAGAAUACGUCCACCACUUUGAUGCAGGAUGUGUAUGUGCCAAUGGACCCAAUAAGUGAGACGAGUUGCAGCCAAACAGACGUCCAAACAGAAAGACAGCGAGGCAUCACAUGCACACAAGAAAUCAGCGGCUCACGGGAAGAAGAGACCGCUGGAAGUGACUCCCAGACUGCUUCGGCUGGGCUCGUGCGGCGGACCGUGCAGGAAAACAUGAGCUCAGUCGGUGUCGGUCGCCGUCGGUCAGUCCGCUGCGGGGAGGAGGGCGCGACGGAAAGGUGUCCAGGUGUGUCGCAGAGCGGAGGAGAAUAUGUCAAAUUCUGCAAGGAUACGUUCUGGUUGGAGCUGCCAUCGGAGAAAGUGAGGAAGCAGCUGGAGGAGGAACUGAAGCUAAGUAGCACCGACCUGAAGAGCCAUGCCUGGUACCACGGAUGCAUCCCCUGGGAGGUGUCUGAGAGCCUGCUGGUGAACCACGGUGAUUUCCUCAUCAGGGACUCUCGGUCCAGUCAGGGCGACUUGGUCCUGACCUGCCGCUGGGAACAGAAAGCGCUUCAUUUCCUCAUCAGGAAAGCGGUCCUCCAGCCCUCGGAGACGUACACCCGUGUCCAGUACAGCCUGGAGGAUGAGAGCUUCGACUCUGUGCCGGCGCUGGUUAACUUCUACGUGGGCAGCCGGGCAUCUCUGACCCGGAGCAGCGGAGCCCAGAUCCACCGGCCGGUGAACAGGAUGCUGCCGAUCAGAUACCUGGAGACGACCUUCUGCUCCACCGGCAGCCAGGAGGGCGACGGCAGGAAGGAGGCGGUCUGUCCGAGAAGCCCUUCAUCUCUCCACCACAAGGGGGCAGAAGUGACCAGCGAGCAGCUGAUGGCCGCCGGAGAAGCCGCCCUCGCUGCUCACCACCACCCACAGCGUUGUAACCUUAGUGUGACACCAUCCGCCACCCUGUCCCGGUCCUUGGAAACCACCCGGCUCCAGCCCUCUCCCAGCAACCCUCUUUCCUCACAGCCCCGCGAUCUACCACGGCCUUGCCCCCAACAGAACUCCAUCUCCUCUGAUCCGGAUGGAAGCUGCUACACAGAGCUGCAUCCCGGCCCUCAGAGCUACGUGGAGAGGCUGCGGGUGGAGGAAGGCUUGUCAGGCGUCAACCCACUCCCAGUGGAGGAUGGGAAUGUGUACUUCUCUCCACUGGUGGAGACGGUGUCUUGUUUCAAACCCAGUAGGUACCAGUCUCCACUGAUGCCCAAGGAGAAUAAGCCUCUGGAGGUCUGCAUCCUGAGGAGGGUGAAGGAGCUGCUGGCUGACGUUGAUCCCAGGACGGCGGCCAAACACAUCACCAAGGCUGACUGCACGGUGGCGAGAAUCCUUGAGGUUUCUCCAGAGGUGCAAAGGAUGAUGGGAGUUAGUUCGGGGAUGGAGCUGCUCACUUUGCCACAUGGCCAACAGCUAAGACUGGACCUGCUGGAGAGGUUUCAGACCAUGGCGACCAUGCUGGCUGUGGAUGUGUUGGGCUGCACGGGGACAAAUGAAGAGCGAGCAGCUCUGCUGCAUAAAAUCAUCCAAAUUGCCGCUGAGCUUAAAAGCACUAUGGGAAACAUGUUUGGCUUCGCUGCCGUCAUGAGAGCUUUGGAGCUGCCACAGAUUUCUCGUCUGGAGCAGAUGUGGACGACGUUGCGUCAGCGACACACAGAGGGCGCCAUCCUUUACGAGAAAACUCUUCGACCGUUUGUGAAGAGCCUGAAUGAUGGAAGAGAGAGCUGUCCACUGUCCAGCACCACCUUCCCCCAUGUCCUCCCCCUCCUGAUGCUGCUGGAGAAGAGCGCGGCGAUGAGUGAGGGGGCGGAGCUUUGGGACACGGCGGAGGUCGGGGUGGAUGUGGUCAUGUUCCACCUGGGGGCAGCGAGGACCAUCGCUCAGCUGGGGGGAAUCUACCGCUCCAACGCUGAGAGCAAAUUACAAGGUCUGGACGAGCGGGCCGAGCUCCGGGAACUCUUCCUCACCGACUUCCAGAUGAGGCUGCUGUGGGGGAGCAGGGGAGCUGAGGAGAACCAGGCCCUGAGACACUCCAAGUUCGACCAGGUGCUGACCGCCUUGUCCAACCGGCUGGAGCCUCCAAGUACGCCACGCUGACCCCAGAACUGGUCUGAUAACCGGGUUUCACACAGACCAGUACAUUUCUGUCCCUUUAAACCUUCUCUGAGGUCUCUGAGAUGACCUAAAGACCCGGUUCGGGUCCAUGAAGUCACGGAAGACCGUCUGUCGGUCUGGAGGCUGGUCCUCAAACUAAACAAAUCUCUAACAGGGCCCAUCUUUUCAUGUUUCAGGGGAAUAUUGAUGCGGUUUAGAACCACGUGACAGUUUUUCUGUUAACUUACAUCUAAUAUUUAAUAGUUGGUUUUUCUUCACUGGAAAGUUUACUGAAUAAAACCUGCUGAAGCUUUUUAACCCAGAAAACAUCUUCAAGUCUUUAACGUUCGCACUAAGAUGAUAUUUUUAAAACUUUUUCUCAUUUAAAGUUAAAAUAAAUGUUUUUUUUAAACAAAUAAUUAAUAUAACAGGUAAUAAUAUGAUAAGGGCAUUUAAUGGUCUAAACCUGAAACAGAUGAUAAACACUUCUAGCAUUAAACAGCCAAGUGGUAGAGAUGCUUCUGGAAGGUUGGUUUCCACUAAGUUUUAAUAAAAUGAAAUAAAGUCAGGAAACAACCUGCUCGCCAAACAACCAUUAGAAGUUCUAACUUAUUUUAAAUUCUUUGUCUUUUUGAUUUCCCAGUUUUUCCUGACAGGUUAACAGCGCCCUCUACUGGUUAUUCCUGUACAAGAUUACAAUUUAUUAUAAAUGUAAAUGUUUUAAUGUUCAUUUCAGUCACUCUGUAAUAAAACUUAUUUAUGAUAUCAA
This is a messenger RNA of Melanotaenia boesemani (Boeseman's rainbowfish), 3664 nucleotides long. RefSeq names its product SH2 domain-containing protein 3C-like. Lineage: Eukaryota; Metazoa; Chordata; Actinopteri; Atheriniformes; Melanotaeniidae. The transcript is spliced from 13 exons. Bases 217 to 2898 code for a protein of 893 amino acids. Gene Ontology annotation, biological process: small GTPase-mediated signal transduction; positive regulation of peptidyl-serine phosphorylation. The record is from RefSeq and is a predicted model, not a curated record. Gene Ontology annotation, molecular function: phosphotyrosine residue binding; guanyl-nucleotide exchange factor activity.